CUAGGUUACAUAGGGAGAGGAUGUCGACGGAUGGUCGUAGCAAGAUCGCCACCAUAGGCGAGGGCGGCCAAGUUGUCUGUGCGGAGUUCAAGCAGGCCAUGUACCCUUUCAAGUGGAGAAAGUACUUGUGCGCCGAAUGCGGGGCACUCCGCGAGGAGCACGGCGUGAGCAAGGCAUGGGCCAAGGCAGAUGACGGCAUGGGGAUCACGGAAGAGCAGCUGCCACCGCGCAAGAGGCUCAUGCUCAGGUACGAGCGGGAGCAGAAGGCCCUUGCUGCCGCCACGGAGAAGGGCAAGGAGCAGGAGGAGUUGGAGGAGUCGGAGGAAGAGGAGAUCAACUGGAGCCCACCAGCUGCGACAGUCACCAAGGGGAAGAGAGCCCCGAGGAGAAAGCGCGCAUGAACUGUAUGUGAUGACUAUGUACUAUCAUCCCUCCCCCCUAUCUCUCUGCAUUACCUGCCUGUCAAGUGAGCGCGGAACUGGUAUGAAGUGUCAAUCUGAAUAAUCUCUUUCAGCUAUGUUGAAAAAACCAGUGGGUCCGAUACACACACUUGAAGUGCUAAUUUUAGUGUAGCUCCGAGACUGCAACAUGCACAGGUGCGCAUAUACAGUAGGUUCAGACAAACAGCAUGUUUCUGCUCAAAUAGCACGUGGAAAU
This is a messenger RNA of Lolium perenne, 657 nucleotides long. RefSeq lists its product as uncharacterized. Lineage: Eukaryota; Viridiplantae; Streptophyta; Magnoliopsida; Poales; Poaceae. The record is from RefSeq and is a predicted model, not a curated record.